Molecule: messenger RNA, 471 nt
Organism: Hirsutella rhossiliensis
Lineage: Eukaryota; Fungi; Ascomycota; Sordariomycetes; Hypocreales; Ophiocordycipitaceae
Exons: 2
Coding region: 1-471 (156 amino acids)
Source: RefSeq, a predicted model, not a curated record
AUGGACAAUGACAUCUGGAGAAGCCCAGGUGCCCGCUCUCUGCCGAGUCGCAAGCGUGAGUGUGAAUCGCCGCUCCUGGGCAUCGCUAGAGGAACGGCCAAGGCUCGACGCAUCACCCCGACGCCUCAAAGUAAUGGAUUCGCCACACCGCAAGACAGCGCCAGCAGUGUCAUAGACAUUAUCGACCUUACUGGGGAUGACGUCGAUUACGAUGCGACAUGCAUCGCUCAACAUAUCAAAGAAGAGAAGAGACACGAGCAGGAGAUGAGAGACAGGAGUCUGGCUCAGCAGCUUUCGAGCCAAGGAGAUCCUGCUCCAGUCGUCCCGUCUACUCCGGCUCCAGGUUCGGGCCACUCAGACGCCUUUUCAAAGAUAAUGGCUUCGCAAAUGCCCAACUCGCACGGGCAAUUCGUUAAGCGCGAAGACCCAGCUUCGCCCGCCACAGACACUACCCAUGCCUGGCGCAUAUGA